Messenger RNA from Diatraea saccharalis (sugarcane borer), 1653 nucleotides. Lineage: Eukaryota; Metazoa; Arthropoda; Insecta; Lepidoptera; Crambidae. The record is from the annotation of a GenBank genome assembly.
AUGCCUGCUACAGUUGAGCAAAAAACUAUUGAUCCCGAAGCGGAGCUCAGUAAUGUACAAAGAACGUUCCAAAAGCUCGCGCCGAUGUGCAGUGUGGAGAAGCGUGCUGCUGGCAUUCCACAGCUGGCCCCACAAGAGAAACAGCUGGACAUACUGGCCCAUGAACUCAAAGAGACCCUACUCUGCAUCACUCUCGCUACAAAAGGCCAGCAUGCUCUACGCGACAAUAUGGUGAAGAGUGGCACAAAACACUCCAUCGUGGAGUACGAGCACCUAGAAUCUGUGUUACGAGAUGAGAAGGCCCAACAGGCAGAGCUGGACUGUCUUAACUACUUGGCUCAGAAACAGCUGGUUGAAUUACUGAAACGAGUACCUACAGAAGCUGAUGAGCUGGCGAUGAUAGAGAACGCAAACAACCGUCUGAAGCGUAUGGAGAACAGACUAGACUUGGCUACCAAACGUUUCUGUGUAGUCAACGCGGACAACAAAAGGGUCAGAGAAGAAAUACACAGACUCCUAGUUGAGAGAAAUGACUUCAACAUCCAAUGGAAUCGCACCAUCGGCAAGCUGGUGAAGGGUAAAGAGUAUCUUAUGGACAUAUUCGAGAUCGCUGCCGUAGCGUUUGGUAACAGAGACGAAUGCUGUAGAAAACUAGAUGCCCUAAAGUGGAAAGGACUUUUCCAACUGAACAGAGAUAUAUCGGAAAUGCAAUCAUAUGAAGGUGAGCUGAACCACUUGGCAAAAUUAGAAGAAUUCCUCCGUGUGAAAGGUUCGCGGAGGAUCUGCGAGGCGGACGAAAAGGAAGAAAUUAAGCGACAAGAAGAGAUACAGCGAUGCGAGCAGGAAAUAGCGAGACAUGACACUUUGCUUGAAUCUAUAUUUGAUUACGCCAGAACUGACAGAGUAGCGACUAUUAUUAACCAUUUCAAGAUAGUUGAGAUCGAAAACUUCUCUACGUUUGUUCUGCUCUGCGAAGUACUGCAGGAGUCCAUCAUCGUGAGGAGAGAGCUCGAAAUACUGCGUCAGAGGAUUUUCGAUCAAAGGGACAUAAACGAAGCACGCGAUGAAACCCAGGACAAGAAGAUGGCGGCUAUGUCAUUGGAAUUAGAGCAAAGACGCGCGCGCACACAACAUAUGCAGGACCUGAACACUGCCGCAGAUGCCACCAUCGUUAAAGUGCUGAAGGGCAUCGAUGACUUAGUCAGAUUGGCAAGAUGUGACUUUUCCCCACUCCUGUCGCUGCUCGGAAACCACAAAGAAGUAACCAAAUGGAACGUUUCCAAAUUCCUUAGAAUACUGGAAACUGAAGUCAAAACUCUCAUCGAAGUAGCAUAUGGUGCUGUUAAGCCACCAGCGCCGACUCCUAAAGCGCGUAAAGGUCCAGCUGGUCCCGCUGCACCCAAACUUGUAGCAGACCCUUAUGUGGAGCCCCUACAUCCCAAUAGGAUUGAGAAACUGGUGCCCUACCAGCCUUGCGCAUAUUGCGUUGAAGAUUAUAUAAUGAAUCUGGUCUUCGAGACACCGGCUGUGCCAGCUGACAAGGAAUAUGUCGAGAGCAUAUUCCGUCUAGAAGACGUCAACACCAAAUUUGGCAUAUAUACACUCACUAUACCAGCAAAACGCCAUCCGUACAGAGGACCGAAAAAAGACUAA